Messenger RNA from Scomber japonicus (chub mackerel), 2406 nucleotides. RefSeq names its product glutamate receptor ionotropic, delta-1-like. Gene Ontology annotation, biological process: monoatomic ion transport; modulation of chemical synaptic transmission; synaptic transmission, glutamatergic. Gene Ontology annotation, molecular function: glutamate-gated receptor activity; transmitter-gated monoatomic ion channel activity involved in regulation of postsynaptic membrane potential. The transcript is spliced from 10 exons. Bases 1 to 2406 code for a protein of 801 amino acids. Gene Ontology annotation, cellular component: postsynaptic membrane; plasma membrane. The record is from RefSeq and is a predicted model, not a curated record. Lineage: Eukaryota; Metazoa; Chordata; Actinopteri; Scombriformes; Scombridae.
AUGCACUCUCCGCUGCCAUCGUGCACGCUCGCUUGUCUCGUUCACAGCUCGCUGCCAUUGUGCUCGCUCACUGGCAUCGUGGACGCUCGCUGGCAUUGUGCACGCUCGCUGGCAUCGUGCACGCUCACUGCCAUCGUGCACGCUCGCAUUGUCUCGUUCACACUCACUGGCAUUGUGCACGCUCACUGGCAUCGUGAACGCUCGCUGCCAUCGUGCACGCUCGCUUGUCUCGUUCACGCUCGCUGCCAUUGUGCUCGCUCACUGGCAUCGUGGACGCUCGCUGGCAUUGUGCACGCUCGCUGGCAUCGUGCACGCUCACUGCCAUCGUGCACGCUUCGCUUGUCUCGUUCACACUCACUGGCAUUGUGCACGCUCACUGGCAUCGUGAACGCUCGCUGCCAUCGUGCACGCUCGCUUGUCUCGUUCACGCUCGCUGCCAUCGUGAACGCUCGCAUGCCAUCGUGUACGCUCACUGCCAUCGUGCACAUUUGCUGCCAUCGUGCACGCUCGCCACACACAGUCCCGACACUCGCUACCUGGGACUCGGUUCAUGGACUCAACGGCAGCCUGAAGGAGAGUCGGAUAGAGAACGGCAUGCAGGGAGUGACGGUCAAAGUGGUGACGCUACUGGAGGAUCCCUUCGUCAUGGUGGCAGAGAACAUCCUGGGGCAGCCUAAGAGAUAUAAAGGUUUCUCCAUCGACGUUCUGGACGCCCUCGCCAAGAUCCUGGGCUUCAAAUACGAGAUCUACCAGGUGGCCGACAGUAAAUAUGGAUCGAAGCUUCCCAACGGCUCGUGGAACGGGAUGAUCGGUGACCUCAUCAACAAGAGAGCCGACCUGGCGGUGUCGGCCAUCACCAUCACCCCGGAGCGUGAGAACAUCGUGGACUUCAGUAAGCGUUACCUUGACUACAGCGUUGGCAUCCUGCUGAGGAAACCCGAGGAGAAGAUCAACAUCUUCUCUCUGUUCGCUCCGUUCGACCUCGCCGUGUGGGCGUGCAUCGCCGCCGCCAUCCCCGUGGUCGGCGUGCUCAUCUUCCUGCUCAACCGGCUGCAGGCGCUGCGCUCCUCCUCCAAUCAGAACGUGCCGCCGGGGCAGCCGGCCAAUGGCGUUGGGUCUGGUACUCUGCACAGCGCCAUCUGGAUCGUGUACGGAGCGUUCGUACAGCAAGGUGGGGAAGGCGCGGUCGGUUCGGUGGCUCUCAGGAUCGUCAUGGGCAGCUGGUGGCUCUUCACGCUCAUUGUGUGUUCAUCGUACACCGCUAACCUGGCAGCGUAUCUCACCGUGUCACGCAUGGACCACGCUAUACGGUCUUUCCAGGACUUGGCGCGGCAGAUCGACGUGGACUACGGCACCGUGAGAGACUCGGCGGUUUAUGACUACUUCAUGAAUAAAGGGACGAACCCUCUGGAGCAGGACAGCACCUACGCGGAGCUGUGGAGAACCAUCAGCAGGAACAACGGCAUGGAUUACUCCGUGUCCAGCCCGUCUGAGGGGAUCCGCAAGGCGAAGAAGAGUCCGUACGCCUUCCUGUGGGACAUGGCGGUGCUGGAGUACGCAGCGCUCACCGAUGACGACUGCACCAUCACCGUGUCGGGGAACGGCAUGAGCAGCAAAGGCUACGGCAUCGCCAUGCAGCACGGCAGCCCUUACCGAGACCUCUUCUCUCAGAAGAUCCUGGAGCUUCAGGAGAAAGGCGACCUGGACAUCAUGAAGCAGAAGUGGUGGCCUCGUACGGGCCGCUGCGACCUGAACAGCCACGCCAGCGCUCACCCUGACGGCCGCUCCCUCAAGCUGCACAGCUUCGCCGGCAUCUUCUGCAUCCUGGCCGCCGGCCUGCUGCUGGCCUGCCUGGUGGCGGGGCUGGAGGCUUGGUGGAACAGCAACCGCUGCCGCCAGGAGCAGCCCAAAGAGGACAAGGAGGUGAAUCUGGAACAGGUGCACCGUCGUAUGAACAGUCUUUUGGACGAGGACUUGGCCCACAAGCAGAUCCCCGGCCCCUCUAUCGAGAUCUCUGCGCUGGACAUCGGCAGCAUGCAGCCCAGCCAGGGCUCUCUGGUGCCGGGCCCGGAGUCCAGGCGGGACUACCCGCCCUCGGGCCUCGCUGUGACCACCUUCCUCCCCGGGGAGGGGGUGCCGCCUCCUCCUCAUCCCCACCCUCACCAUGGGGGGACCCUAGGCAGGACACUACCCCCGUCCCAGGGCCAUGGCAGCACCACGUUGCCCCUGCACCACCCGCUCAGCAGCAGCAGCCUCAGCGGCACCAUGCAGUGCAAACACAGGGCACCCAACGGGGGGCUCUUCCGGCAGAGCCCUGGCAAGACACCCAUGCCAGUGUCCUACCAGGCAGUCUCCGCAGGACCCAUACCCGAAGCCAUUGAUGCCACCCACAGUACAUCCAUAUAG